CGUCUGGCUGCGGGGCGGGAGCGGCAGCGGCAGCGGCACCGGGACGCACCGGGGCGAGACGGGCACCGGCAGCGGCACGGGAGCGCAGCCCGGCUCGGGACCGGGCGGGGCGGGGGAACCGGCCGGCUCCAAACCCGCCCCCCGGCGCGGGAGGAGGCGGUGGCCGAGCCCCCCCGCCGCGCUCCAGCCGAGCCAGACCCGCGCCAGCCCCGAGCCGCUCGCCCAUGGCGACCCCCGGCCCCACGCGUGCCCCGGCCCCGGCACGGAGCCGCCGCUGAGCGCUGCGCACCGGCACCGGCCCGGCGUCCAGUUUGUAGAGACAUGUUCAACGGAAGCCGGGAAUUCAGCCCCUUGCCUUCCUCGCCGUCUUCCUCACGGGAUUCAUCCUCCUCCUCCUCCUCUUCUUCCUCCUCCUCCUCCUCCUCCUCCUCCUCGCUGCCGGCGGCUCCGCGGAGAUCCCCACGGGCCCUGCAACACCACGGCUCUCUGCUGGCCCAGUACAGCGCCUUGCUGGAGAGCUACACGGAGGGCGAGAUCCGCCAGCUGAUCUCGGCGCUGGUGGAGCGCUACCGCCAGGCCAUGAACUCGGGCGGGCACGAGCUGCCGCUCUUCCCUCGCGCCGGCAGCCGCCGCAAACGCGCCCGCGCCCGCCACAAACCCUGCGAGCUGCGCGAGCUGGAGGUCAGCGUCAGCGAGCUGGGCCUGGGCUACGAGUCGGACGAGACCGUUCUGUUCCGCUACUGCAGCGGCACCUGCGAGGCCGCCGUGCGCAGCUACGACCUCUCCCUCAAGAGCAUGAGGAGCCGCAGAAAGAUCCGGAAGGAGAAGAUCCGGGCGCGGCCGUGCUGCAGGCCGCUGGCCUACGACGACGACGUGUCCUUCCUGGACGCCUACAACCGCUACUACACCGUCAACGAGCUGUCGGCCAAGGAGUGCGGCUGCGUGUGACGGGGCCACCCGGGCAGAGGGGCCGGGAUGGAGGCUGGAGCGGCCGGAGGAGGAGAGACUGAGCCGCUGGCGUGUCCCUCGGCGUCACCGUCCCGCCGGCCGCGCAGGACUAGAGACGUGGCCACCGCCGUGGCGGAGGCGGUUGGAGCGGUGACGGCGGCUUGAGGCUGUUGUCCCCUCUGCGGGUGGCCCAGCGGUCCCUGCUGAGGGGACAGUGGGUGUGCAGCGUGCACGGGGCGUGUCCAGCGCUCGGCGGGCACGGGCUGCACUGCGUGUCACGUGUGUCACG
Molecule: messenger RNA, 1237 nt
Organism: Onychostruthus taczanowskii (white-rumped snowfinch)
Lineage: Eukaryota; Metazoa; Chordata; Aves; Passeriformes; Passeridae
Gene: NRTN
Product: neurturin
Exons: 3
Coding region: 322-948 (208 amino acids)
Molecular function (GO): glial cell-derived neurotrophic factor receptor binding; growth factor activity; receptor tyrosine kinase binding
Source: RefSeq, a predicted model, not a curated record